UCUUUCUCACUGUUUGUUGCUGUAUAAUGCGAGAGGACAGGCACAGCAUAAUGUAUGAUUAACGGGAAAACCGCAAACGAGGUGGGCAUCAGCGCCCGUCGCCUACAUUGAACGGAUGAAUCGUUGACUCUUGAAAUAGUCGUAGAGUAAGACUCGUCAUAAGGUAUCGUGGGACAGAGUCAUCGGCGUCAAUGCGAGCCCGAUGAGAGUGCAUUCGAGUCGGAAGCAAUGGGAGGGUCGACACCAGCAUUCGUUUUGACAGCCGCGCGCUCUUCCGUAUCGAUUUUCUUCAAAUAAAUCCAGCAUUGCAAAAAUGAUCUCUUCACCAUGACAGCAGCGAACUCAGUCAAAAAAAACAGAGGGUACGGGGUACAAAAGGACAAUCAUUGAUACAGACCGAUUUCGGUUCACGUGGCGAGAGGCGAUGGGCACAUGUGUCCUGGAAUCGGAUUUUGGUUUCACCCUUAACUGUGCCUUCAAAAAAUCCGGACUCUUCCGUGUACGAAAUCUCGGUGGUGUCAAAGGCUACGUUGGCCUCGGAUUCACCGUCGGCGAUGAGCUCGGCUUUAGAGAAUCCUUGUCGAAUUUGGAGAGCAACAAAAGACGGAGCGUACAAACGCGAGGAAAUUUCAUACCGAUAGCUCCGGUGAACGGGGUCACGAUAAAACGAGAUGACAGGGAUCGUGGAAUCGGUCAAGUCACCCGACAAUCAGGUUCAGUGCCACCUUUCAAGCCUCUGCCACCGAGUGGCGUCCGUCCAAUGGGCCAACAGCCGGAACGUCAGAGGCUGAUGGUCGUGCAACAAAACUCGACGGCCCUGAAGAUGAUUCCAGCUCCGUCAUUCGAAUCGUUGCAACAACACGAGGCUGCUAUUCGUAAGCAACAACAAGCCCAAGCACAAAAACUUCAAACGCAACAGCAAGUCCAAACGCACGUCCAGCAACCUACUCAGGCACAACAGAAUCCGAUCUCAGCCCAACAGCAGGCCAAAGAUCAAGAAGCUCGCUUGAGACAGCAACAACGAAUUCAACAAGAAGCUCUCGCCCUUCAAGUUCUCAAGCAACAACGUAACCAACAACAAGAGGCUAUGAGGCAACAGCAAAUUAAAAAAUUGGCUCAACAAAACCUGCAACAGCAACAAAUCAUCGCACUGCAGACUAAAAGGGUUCAGGUUCCACAACAGACAAAUCCAAUCGUGGAAUCUCCAGUUUAUUCACACGCCAUGCCUAAUCCGGUGUCUUCGAAUCCAGAUCUUAUUGCACAACGCAAACCAGUAGCAACGAGCAACGGUGGCUUACCAGCUUUCGUCGCGAUGCCACAAUCCUCGUCUCAACUGACCGAUAGAAUCAGCAACAGUCCAACUCUGCUUGAAGAUUCGGUCAACGAAGUAUCGAAGGACGAUUACGCGCCUUUGGCAAUCCCGAGCGAAGAGGCUGCAGCUUCCGUGAACGAGAUGACCUUACAAUCGCUGCAUCCGUUUCCAUCUGCCGAAGCUCUAAAAUCUCCGCAUGAGAUGCAAAAUGACAAACGACAAGCCGUGUCCAACUUGCCGUCGUUGGCGCCGAUCCAAGGAAUGGAAACCUCGCUGAAAGCACUCGCCGAGGCGAGUAACAUAACCCUCGAGGCUCUGGAAGCUGCGAUUUUGUUGAGACAGCAACAGUUGAUGGAAAAGCAACAAGAACGAGUCAUAACGACGACAACGACGAUGCCGACCCCGGUGAAAACCUACAACACCGCGGGAAUAACAAAAGUUAUGAACGCACCUCGCGAGUAUUAUCCCAACGGAUACGAUAAAAAUUUCGAUGACAAUUUCGCCAGUCGUGUUGAUUUGCCCGAUACGAGUUUCUAUUGCGGGGAUCAAAAACACUUUCCUGGUUUAUACGCUGACGAAGAUCUCGGUUGCAUGGUCUUCCACGUUUGUGCUCUGACCGACGAAGGCCUCAUAAUGAAGAGUUUUCUUUGUCCUGAAUCAACCCUCUUCGAUCAAACGAUUCUCAAGUGCAAUUGGUGGUUUUACGUGGAUUGCAAAUCGUCUAAGAAUCUUUACGACAGCAAUAUUCCCAUAAGCAAAAGUUAUCAGCUGAUGAAAGCUCUCGCUUUCUUCUCGGCGUACAAAAAUCACGACGGCAAUGCUACUAACGUCGAAGAAUCUUGAGGCUUAUCGUCAUCGGUUGUGAUUCUCUCAUUCGAAUAGUUCGAAAAUUAUAUUCUCAAUGAAAAUUCUACUGCAACGAACCUCAAUGACGAAUCAAUCGAUUUAUAUUUUUCGAUAGAUUUUGUCAGCAUGAAAUUUAGGUAAUUUUGUUAACGACUAUUAGGAAAAACCUUUUCGGCACAAAUAACAACAAUCCUCUCUACGCCUCUACUCGAAAACAACUCUGCUCCUAAAAUCUUAACUCCGAAAUUCAUAACAACUCUACGUCCACUCGUGCAUAAUCAAUCCAUGAUCUUCGAUAUCUCUACACAUGACGAGGCAUGAUCUGAAAUCAUGCAUCAUGAGUAGAGAUAUCGCGUGGAUCGAAUAUCGCACCGGAAUUGAUAUGUUAAGGAGGGUCGACGUCCUCUGCGUAGAUCCCCAAUUAUUAAGGAGCGGAGUCGUUAUCGAGAAUGACUACCGAUGGAGUUGUUAAAUAGCAGCUAUUUAUAACUAUGCUCGUCGCAGUUCUACUCGAUAACGCAACUCCUCUCUUUAAACGUGUAUUUGGAGGAGAACUGUUGUUGAAUCGAUUUACCGAGAGUAGAAUCGUUGACUCGCUGCAACCUGACUCGACUCUUAUAAAUCUACUCGAUAACAUUUCCACUCUAAGGUGUUUUAUUUUAUGCACGAAUAACGUCUUUACUCUUUAACAUGUGUAGGUGGAUAACUCAGAUUAUUAAUGACGAAAGAGGAGACAUAUAUUGGAUUUUGUAUUGAUUUAGCAAAUUUGAGAGUAGGGCUGUUUGGAGCAGCGUUGCUUUUGAGUAGAGUCGUAAAGAGAACAGUUGUUAUUCUGUCAAACCUUUCUUCGUCGUUAGGACUGGGAAAUCGAGAAACAUUUCUCAGCGACUGCGGAAUUUAACAGCUCGGAUAUUUACGAAAAGACAGAAAAACUAUAUUAUAUAUCAUUUUCCUCGCAUCCUCGCGGCUACUUUGAGUCCUUUUAUUUAAAACUCGCCACAUAUUCGCCGAUCCUUUUCAGCUCAUUUCGUCAAAAGUUUCCAAGGUGUUUGAUCCCUUUUGACUUUGGUUAAUUAUCACCAAGAUACGCGCUCAGGCCCCUUGCCUUUAACUUUAAGUUGUACAUAGAAUAAACGAUAAUUUAUUUUUAUAAACUUUUUCAAUUGUUCGAUGUAUAUAUAUAUUCGCGUGGAGGAAUAAAUUUGAAAAAAAAUGAA
Messenger RNA from Venturia canescens, 3375 nucleotides. It is a transcript of the gene mtg, whose product is annotated as mind the gap. Gene Ontology annotation, cellular component: extracellular region. The transcript is spliced from 8 exons. The record is from RefSeq and is a predicted model, not a curated record. Bases 425 to 2155 code for a protein of 576 amino acids. NCBI's taxonomy places the organism in Eukaryota, Metazoa, Arthropoda, Insecta, Hymenoptera, Ichneumonidae. Gene Ontology annotation, molecular function: chitin binding.